AUGUUGACUCUGGAGUUGGAGACCCUGGUGGUCGAGGUGCCGUUUCUGAAGGUGCUGCUGCUGGAGGUACUGAGGCUGGAGACCCUGGAGCUGGAGGUGCCAGUUCUGGGGGUGCUACUGCUAAAGGCACUGGAGCUGGGGAGCCUAGAGCUGGAGGUGCCGGUUCUUGGGGUGCUGCGACUGGAGGUACUGAGGCGGGAGACCCUGGAGCUGGAGGUUUGGGAGCUGCUGAAGGCGCUCAAGCUGGAGGUUCUGGAGCUGCUGGAGGCGCUGGAGCUAGAGGUUCUGGAGCUGCUGGAGGUGCUGGAGCUGGAGGUUCUGGAGCUGCUGGAGGCGCUGGAGCUGGAGGUUCUGGAGCUGCUGGAGGCGCUGGAGCUGGCGGUUCUGGAGCUGCUGGAGGCGCUGGAGCUGGCGGUUCUGGAGCUGCUGGAGGCGCUGGAGCUGGCGGUUCUGGAGCUGCUGGAGGCGCUGGAGCUGGCAAUUCUAGAGCUGCUGGAGGCGCUGGAGCUGGCGGUUCUUGGGCUCCUGGAAGCGCUGGAGCUAGCGGUUUUGGAGCUGCUGGAGGCGUUGGAGCUGGCGGUUCUAGAGCUGCUGGAGACGCUGGAGCUGCUAGAGGUGCUGGCGCUGCUGGAGGCGGUGGCGCUACUGGUGCUGGUGACACUGCACAGCCGCGACUCCAGGCUCACCACUGCCUGCUCCUUCUCCUUACAUUGA
This is a messenger RNA of Closterium sp. Yama58-4, 714 nucleotides long. The record is from the annotation of a GenBank genome assembly. Lineage: Eukaryota; Viridiplantae; Streptophyta; Zygnematophyceae; Desmidiales; Closteriaceae.